GAUACGGUUGUGUGAUGACAAUGGGAUCCCUCACUGAAGAAAAGCAGAAAGAGUGUCAGCUGACCUCAGCUCACCUGUCAUCUGGAGAAAAUGGGCAUCAGUGUAUGCCAGAGACCAGAAGACCCAACAGAACGUCAAGCUUCAGCAGUAAGGAAUUUUCAGAGUCGGAUCCCUUAUUUCACAAUGAGUUUUACGGGACAGCAUUGGCCUCUGGCACCAUAUCGGAAAUUCAUGGCCAGGAGAUGCCGAGCGAGUCGGUCUGGGCCUUGGUGAUACAGAUUUCGUUUCCAUUCCUCCUAGCUGGUUUUGGGACGGUUCUGGCAGGGAUGUUGCUGGAUGUAGUGCAGCACUGGGACGUUUUCCGUAAUGUGACUGAGAUCUUCAUCCUUGUCCCACCUCUACUGGGCCUAAAGGGGAACCUGGAGAUGACAUUGGCAUCAAGACUUUCCACCGCUGUGAAUGUAGGCAGAAUUAACUCUUCAAGCGAGAAAUGGAACCUGAUCAUUGGAAAUCUCGCCCUCAAACAGGUGCAGGCUACAGUUUUGGGCUUCCUGGCUGCUCUGGUAGCUUCGGCUCUUGGUUGGAUCCUGCAGGAGGAGCUCGUCGUGAACCAUGUAGCUCUGCUUUGCUGUUGCAGCGUUGUGACAGCAUUCACAGCAUCUCUGCUGCAGGGCAUCGUAAUGGUUGGUGUGAUUGUUGGAUCCAAGAAGGUGGGCGUGAACCCUGACAACAUAGCCACGCCCAUCGCUGCCAGUUUAGGUGACAUCAUCACACUUGGACUGCUGGCCGUCAUCAGUCAAGGCUUCUUUUACUACAUGGAGCCAUACCCUUAUAUUACCUACCUGGUGUGUGUUGUUUUCCUGUGCCUGAUGCCGAUGUGGGUAAUUCUUUCAUUUCGGCACCCUGAAAGCCAAAAACUGCUGUUUUCCAGCUGGGAGCCAGUAAUAACUGCAAUGGUGAUCAGCAGUCUUGGAGGACUGAUUCUGGACCGUGCCAUCAUUGAUCCAAAGCUUGAAGGAGUUGUUCUCUACAGUCCUGUUAUAAAUGGUGUUGGUGGUAAUCUGGUUUCCAUCCAGGCUAGUCGUAUAGCCACGUAUCUUCAUUUUCACUGUCCGCCGGGCGAGCUUCCAGACGACGCUAAAGGAUGUUACUGCCCCUGCCGCAGCUUUUGCACCACAGGACCGAAUGGAAGAUCAGCGCAGGUGCUGCUCACUUUGGCCAUCCCAGGCCACCUGGUCUUCAUCUACACCAUUUACCUAAUACAAGGCAGCCCGGAUCCACCUACUGCAGUCUUCAUUUUCUUCUAUUUGGCAGCUGCUUUCACUCAGGUGUUUCUUCUGCUGGGCAUCGUUGAUGUGAUGGUUCAUUGCUUGUGGAAGUGCGGCAGGGAUCCUGAUAGCUUCUCCAUCCCGUAUCUAACAGCUCUGGGGGAUCUUUUGGGCACUGGCUUUCUGACACUGUGUUUUCUUCUUAUGUCACUGGUGGCAUAAACAUUAAAAUGACAUUGUCCGAUUUCAUUAAACAGAUUAGAUCUGAUCUGUCACCGCUGUCUAAUGUGCUGGUCUACAUAUUUGCCAUUUCUCUCCGCAGUUCAGCCAUUUGAAUAUUACUUGAAAUAUCAACCUCUCCAUACAUGCCAGUCAAAUCCCUGUGUGCAAUUCAUUGAGUGGCAUAUGCUGCCUCAUGUGACAAUAGCACU
Sinocyclocheilus grahami is the source of this 1699-nucleotide messenger RNA. It is a transcript of the gene slc41a2a, whose product is annotated as solute carrier family 41 member 2a. Gene Ontology annotation, biological process: monoatomic cation transport. Gene Ontology annotation, cellular component: plasma membrane. Gene Ontology annotation, molecular function: monoatomic cation transmembrane transporter activity. The record is from RefSeq and is a predicted model, not a curated record. The transcript has 10 exons. NCBI's taxonomy places the organism in Eukaryota, Metazoa, Chordata, Actinopteri, Cypriniformes, Cyprinidae. The coding region runs from base 15 to 1490 and encodes 491 amino acids.